AUGACGUUUACCACGACACGGCCAAUAGCGACUUAUGGCGCUAACUCUAUGGUUGGCCGUGGAACUCGCGUAUAUGAGGCACGCAAUGAGGUUACUGGAAAGGCGGUUGUUUUAAAAGACUCGUGGGGAGAUUUUGGCCGUGACGCGGAGGGCGCCAUAUUAGAGCAGAUUCUGCUGGCUAUUCGGGAAAAGUUUAAACAUGAAGCAGUAGAAGCAGAAAAA
Serpula lacrymans var. lacrymans S7.9 is the source of this 222-nucleotide messenger RNA. RefSeq lists its product as uncharacterized. The annotation marks the transcript as partial. The transcript has a single exon. The record is from RefSeq and is a predicted model, not a curated record. NCBI's taxonomy places the organism in Eukaryota, Fungi, Basidiomycota, Agaricomycetes, Boletales, Serpulaceae.